GGGGGCGGGGGGGCGGAGCCUAAGAGGGUAAGCUCAAAUUUGAAUGUGUGGGGCCAAUGCACUGCCAGACAGAGUCAGUGAGGCAGCAGGACUUGAGGCAAGCCUUCCUUGGCCUAAGACUAAGAAAGACACCCUGGAAUCCACAAUGGACAGCCUCCUGAUGAAGCAGAGGAAGUUUCUCUACCAUUUCAAGAAUGUCCGCUGGGCUAAGGGUCGCCAUGAGACCUACUUGUGCUACGUGGUGAAGCGGCGGGACAGUGCCACCUCCUUUUCAUUGGACUUCGGUCACCUUCGAAACAAGAACGGCUGCCACGUGGAACUGCUCUUCCUCCGCUACAUCUCCGACUGGGACCUGGACCCUGGCCGCUGCUACCGCGUCACCUGGUUCACCUCCUGGAGCCCCUGCUACGACUGCGCCCGGCACGUGGCCGACUUUCUGAGGGGGUACCCCAACCUCAGUCUGAGGAUCUUCACCGCGCGCCUCUACUUCUGCGAGGACCGCAAGGCCGAGCCCGAGGGGCUGCGGCGCCUGCACCGCGCGGGCGUCCAAAUCGCCAUCAUGACCUUCAAAGAUUAUUUUUAUUGCUGGAAUACUUUUGUGGAAAAUCGUGAAAAAACCUUCAAAGCCUGGGAGGGGUUGCACGAAAAUUCAGUUCGUCUAUCCAGACAGCUUCGACGCAUUCUUUUGCCCCUGUAUGAGGUUGAUGACUUGAGAGAUGCAUUUCGUACUUUGGGACUUUGACAGCAGCCUCCAAGAAUGUCACAUAUUAUAAGCUAUCUCUGAAGACAAUGGGUAAAAGGACGAUCUUUCAAGAAGUCUGUUUUUCUUCAACUCUCACUUCCUUAGAGUUUAGAGAAAAAAAUAUUCGUAUACAGGGCUUGUUUAAAAAACAUCUGGAAAGUAGACCAGGAGCACAGGCCCACCGAGGUGCAACCGGUGCGGGUUUUAAUGCAACAGCGCCCUCUACUGUGAAAUGGCAGAAUUGCAGGGCCUGGGAGCGCCUAAAGUGUCCUGUUCUAUGACUUUUAGGCUGGGAGGAAACAGAAGGUAACUCCCUAAAAGCAUGGUGAGAAGAUCAAAUAUUUUUAUAAUCAGUUUCCUCUAUUAUUCGUUCUGAGUUUUUCAAGGAUAUUACUGAUACAUUUUUGUACUCUUUGCCUUUGGGGUUCACUUUCAAGUGAACAGACCUCCAGCAGUCCAUGAUCUAUGUGGAACCACCUAAUGAAAGACUCUGGGUGAUUGUAACCCCCAAACAUCUUCUCAGAGCAUUAAUAUCUAAGCAUGUGCUGUCUGUUUUAAUUGUCUGAGGCACGUUUUCCUGUUUGUACACACAACGGUUUUUUUCUUGGUAUGGAAUAUGCACGAUCACCUUCAGGCUAUUUUAUAAUAAAGGAUCUUAAAAUGAAUAUGAGGACUGACGAAGACGCGCUGAAAGUUAGUGGGUGCUUCAAGUCACACAUCUGGAAACACAGAUCCUUUUUAAAGAAGUCCAUAGUUCAGAAAACACAACCACACAUUUCGCGGGUAAUCAGGUAACACUUGGAGAGGAGUUGCUUCAGUGUUGAAACCAGGCACUUGUUCUCCCCGAUGGGUCUGUUGACUUGAACCGCGUCAACCAGGCCAACAGGUUCCUACUUUAUGUGAUGCUUCUCUCAAAGAAAUGUUCACUAUUUAAGAGAGUGUGAUAAAAAGAGAACAAUAUUUGGGAAGGAUGACAGAGCAUAGCAAAGAAAGAGAGUUUUCUCCAGCAAAAUGUAAGGGAGCCAGCCUAUGGCACAGAGACUGCCUAGGUGUAACAACUAUCCUUGACUGUGAGAAAAAUAGUCAAAGCAACCACGUCACUGUGCAGUUAUCUCCUGGAAACCCUUGCAAUGCAGAUAAAUAGAUCCACAGGACAAGUUGAAUGCACAAUCGUAUUGUCCUACAAAUACAAACGGGUGCCGGGGCCAGUCAGUAAAAGAAUAUAAGUUCUUUCAACAAACAGCUGGGACAAUGGAUAUCUAUAGGCAAAAGAAUCAAUGUGGAUCUCUACCACAUGCCAUAUAUAAAAGUUAACUCAAAAUGUAUCAACUGCCUGCAUGUAAGAACUACAGACUAUAAAACCCUUAGGAGGAAACAUAGGUGAAAAUCUUCGUGACCUUGGAUUUGACAACAGUCUCUAAAAUAUGACACCAACAGCACAAGCAACAAAAGGGAAAAAAAAUAGAGAGAUUGGAUUUCAUUAAAAUGAGAAGCUUUUGCACAUCAAAAGAUAGUAGGAAGGAACUGAAGAGACAGCUUGCAAAAUGGGAGGAAAUAUUUGCAAAUAGUGAGUCUAGUAUGCAGAAUACAUAAAGAACUCUUAUAACCCAUAACAAAAAUCAACCUAAUUAAAAAUGACCAGAAGACUCAAAUAGACAUUUCUUCAAAGAUGAUACACACAAAUGUCUAAUAAGCACAUGAAAGAUACCCCUUAGUCAUUAGGGAACAUUCUUAGUCAUUAGGGAAAUGCAAAUCAAAGCCACAAUGAGAUACCACUCAUACAAUUAGGAUGGUUAUCAACAACAAGAAAAGCAAUAAUAACAAUUGUUGCUAAGGCUGUGGAGAAACUGGAACUUCUAUGUAUUAACUGGCAGAAAUGCACAACUGUGAGGCCACUCUGGAAGACAGUUUGGUGGUUCCUCAAAAGAGAAUAAAAGACAGAAUUAUUGCAUGACCCAGCAAUUGCACUUCUAGGCAUUUAUCCAAGGGAUUAACGUUUUGUUUUUUGCUUUUAAUUUAAGUAAUCUCUAAACCCCACGUGGGGCUCAAACCCGUGACCCUAAGAUCAAGAGUCUCACACUCUACCGACUGAGCCAGUCAAGCACCCCUACAUCCAAGAGAUUAAAAGCAGUGCUCACUUCGGCAGCACAUACACCAAAAGGUUAAGAGCGUUGUGUGGAAACAAAAACUUGUAAGUGAGUGCUUACAGCGGGGGUAUUCAUGCUAGAAAAGUAGGAACACCAAAUGUCCAUCAGGUGAUGGGUGAAUAAACAAACGUGGUAUCUCCAUCCAAUGGUAUCGUAUUCGGUCAUAAAAAGGAAUGAGGUACGGAUACAUGCCACAACAUGGACGAAUCUUGGAAACAUGAUGCCAAAUGAAAGAAAGCCAGACAGAAAAUGCCACACGUCGUACGAUUCUGCCUAUUUGGGAUGUCUGGAGCAAGCAAACCCACAGAGGCAAAGCUUAGUGGUUGACAAGAGGGAGAAGGGCAUGGGAAUUACUGAACGCAUACGGCGUUUCUUUGUGGGGUGACGAAAAUGGUCUAGGAUUCGAUAGUCGUCAUGGUUGCGAGCCAUUCUGAAUGUCCCCCCAAACCACUAACUUGUAUAUUUUAAAGUGGCUAAGAUUUGCGUGUGUGUGUGAAUCGACAGAUGAAUUUACAAAUGUGGAUUUUACGUUAUGUGAAUUCUAUCUCCACUUUUGUUUAUUUAUUUUUUAAUGUUUUAUUUAUUUUUGAGA
Messenger RNA from Acinonyx jubatus (cheetah), 3481 nucleotides. RefSeq names its product activation induced cytidine deaminase (gene AICDA). The record is from RefSeq and is a predicted model, not a curated record. Gene Ontology annotation, molecular function: zinc ion binding; RNA binding; cytidine deaminase activity. The transcript has 5 exons. Gene Ontology annotation, biological process: negative regulation of single stranded viral RNA replication via double stranded DNA intermediate; cytidine to uridine editing; DNA cytosine deamination. NCBI's taxonomy places the organism in Eukaryota, Metazoa, Chordata, Mammalia, Carnivora, Felidae. Gene Ontology annotation, cellular component: cytoplasm; P-body; nucleus. Bases 44 to 742 code for a protein of 232 amino acids.